AUGCAGCUCCAAAACCACGGCGGCGCAUCAGCGUUGCGCAUCCUCCUCGCCGGCCUCGCACUGAGCAGCUCGGGUCUUGCCAUCCCCGUCGAGGAUAGUCCCAGGCAGUAUCUUCUAGCAGGUCUUGACCUCCCCGCCACGUACAACAAGAAGACCAAGUCCCCCUACGACCCGGACUACAAGGACCCGCUCGAUCGCGCUCAUGAUGCUAUAGGCGAGAAGCUCGAUCCACUGCCCUACCGCAAUGGCCUGGGCGCCUCUGUCUUGGGCCCGUGGAACUGGGAGCGCGCUCGACAGAGCCCGGAUCUGGUGCGCCCGCCCAGCACCGACCAUGGUAACAUGCAGAACAUGCGCUGGAGUUUCGUCGACUCGCAUGUGCGAAUCGAGGAAGGUGGAUGGACGCGUCAGACUACAAUCCGAGAGAUGCCCUCCAGCGUUGAGCUUGCCAGCGUGAACAUGCGACUCGACUCGGGCGCCAUCCGCGAGCUGCACUGGCACAAGGAGGCCGAGUGGGCGUACGUGCUUGACGGAGAGGUCCGCGUGACCGCAAUUGACUACGAGGGCGGCAACUUUAUGGAUGACCUGAAGAAGGGCGACCUGUGGUACUUCCCUAGCGGUGUCCCGCACUCGCUUCAGGGUCUCGGCGAGAACGGCACCGAGUUCCUCCUGAUCUUUGACGACGGCAACUUCUCUGAGGAGUCGACCUUCAUUCUGUCCGACUGGCUGGCACAUACGCCCAAGUCGGUGAUUUCCAAGAACUUCAACCUCGCACCUGAAGUCUUCGCCCAUCUUCCCGAGAAGGAGAAGUACAUAUUCCAGGGCUCCCUCCCCGGCUCGAUCGAAGACGAGAAGCCGACCGGCAAGAACGUCAAGAAGUCCAAGUACAACUUCACCCACCGGAUGCUCGACCAGGAGCCCAAAUUGACUACCGGUGGCGAAGUCCGCAUCACGGACUCCAAAAACUUCGAAAUCUCCAAGACCGUGGCAGCCGCCCACGUCACCAUCCAGCCGGGUGCCAUCCGGGAGAUGCACUGGCACCCGAACGCCGACGAGUGGUCCUUCUUCCUCAAGGGCCGGGCGCGCGUCACCAUCUUCGCGGCCGAGGGCACGGCCCGGACCUUCGACUACAUCCCCGGCGACGUCGGCAUCGUCCCCAGGAACAUGGGCCACUUCGUCGAGAACAUCGGCGACGAGCCGAUCGAGAUGCUCGAGGUGUUCCGCUCGGACGAGUUCAGGGAUUUCUCGCUGUUCCAGUGGAUGGGCGAGACCCCGAAGAAGCUGGUGGUCGACCACCUGUUCCAGGACGACCCGGAGAACGGCGAGAUCUUCUGGAACAAGGUCAAGAGCGCCGAAAAGGAUGAGGUCACUAUGCCCGACGCUGAGGAGCUGGAGAUUGAGUCGGAUGCUCGCGAGCUGUGA
Anthostomella pinea is the source of this 1419-nucleotide messenger RNA. The record is from the annotation of a GenBank genome assembly. Lineage: Eukaryota; Fungi; Ascomycota; Sordariomycetes; Xylariales; Xylariaceae.